AUGGAAGUCUCGUUCGGCAUCACGGGCAAGGACUACGUCCUCUUCGCAUCAGACACCUCGGCUGCUCGCUCCAUCGUCCGCAUGAAGGCCGACGAGGACAAGCAGCGCGUCCUCGGAAAGCACCUCGUCAUGGCCUACUCGGGCGAGCCGGGGGACACAAUCCAGUUUGCCGAGUACAUCGAACGCAACCUCCGCCUGUACCAGAUCCGCAACCACAUCCCGCUUCGCCCUCCCUCUGCCGCCUCGUGGGUCCGCACCCAACUCGCCUCGUCCCUCCGUUCCCGCAAGCCCUACUCCGUCAACCUCCUCCUCGGCGGCUACGACCCGACCUCGUCCACUCCCUCUCUCUACUGGAUCGACUACCUCGGCACGCUCGCGACCGUUCCGUACGCAGCACACGGAUACGGAGCGUACUUCUCCCUCUCCACGAUGGACAGGUGGCAUGACCCCGAGGGCGACCUGGAGGCUGGGUUGGAGCUGCUGAGGAAGUGCAUCAAGGAGCUGGAAGUGAGGUUCAUCGUCAACCUCGGAGGAUGGACGAUCCGAGUGGCCGACAAAGAUGGCGUGCGACAAAUCAACCUCGACGGAACUCCCUACGAGCCUCCUCAACGCCCUCCCCCUCCAGCGACAACCGGCGCAGCAGAAGCAGUCGAGACGCAAGGCGCGCAGCCCGUCGCAGCGGCAGCGUGA
Messenger RNA from Rhodotorula toruloides NP11, 690 nucleotides. RefSeq names its product 20S proteasome subunit beta 4. The transcript is spliced from 5 exons. The record is from RefSeq and is a predicted model, not a curated record. Lineage: Eukaryota; Fungi; Basidiomycota; Microbotryomycetes; Sporidiobolales; Sporidiobolaceae. Bases 1 to 690 code for a protein of 229 amino acids. Gene Ontology annotation, molecular function: peptidase activity. Gene Ontology annotation, biological process: proteasomal protein catabolic process. Gene Ontology annotation, cellular component: nucleus; proteasome core complex, beta-subunit complex; proteasome core complex.